CUCGCAAUCAGACUGGGUGCGGUCAAAGUUGCAAUGCAGUCGGUUAAUGCAUAACCCCCAUUGAUGCUUUCCUGCUUGAAGAAGACGCGUGCACUUUCGCACAGGAGCGCCCCUUUAGGCUUCUGCUGAUUUCAGCCGUUUCCAGCCUCUAGCUUGGAGACUGGACGGAGAGAAUGCUCUGUAGGCUUAGCUCAAGUUGAGCUUCGUAGGUGUUUGCGCGCCCCUUUCAAAAGCAUGGGGUCCGCUGGAAGCAAGCGCGCAGACGGCACAGAAUGGGAGGACAACUACAAGGACGGCCCUCCGUGGGUCUUCAAAGGGAGGGCCCUGUACCAGCUCCAGUUAGUGAAGGCGUCUGAAGCGCGCAAGUUCAUUCCGCCAGAACUCAAGAUUGUAGAGGCGUUUGGGUACACCCUGGGAGGGCUGUACUUUGCCCAGUACGAUUCUAGUCCCGCAGGCCAGUUCGAUGAGUUGGUGGCCCUAGCUGGUAUUGUUUGGAACCCGCCCACCUCCUGCGCAUGGGCAGCGCGCGUUUUGGUGGACACGCCCGUAGCCGUCCGGCAUGGGCUGACGGAGGUCGGCCUCCCAAGCCGUCUCGCGCGCUUCCAAAAGCGCCGCUUGCCUCAGCAGAAGAGACGACAUCAACGGAGCUCGAAGUCUGACAACCUGGGGGAAACUUCACUGCCGGAAGGCGCGAAUGGGUUGACAGAAGUGUCUGCGGAAACGGAAGACGGGCCGCUCCAAGUUACUAUUGACGAAGUCGGGUGGCGAAAUGAGAACCGGCAUUUGGCGGCUAUCACGCUGCCCAGAGACCGGCGGAAAGGGGCCUGGGCGGGACCCCGAAUCAAGAUGUAUUUACCAAGUUUCAGUGGCAAGACGGAUCUGCAGCCGGACAUGCUCAAGUACUCGUGCGAGCUACGAUGCAACGUUCGUCCAGUUGCGGCCGCGAGAGUCGAAGCUCCAAAGGCGAGCGGGCGACCGGAGGCGGAUUCCGCUCUCCGGUCGGUCCUUCUUGGGCGGCCCGUCUUUUCACUCGUUUUCGACAAUAUGGAAAUGUCAGUCGAGGCGCCAAUUGUGGUAGCCAAUCACAUCGAAAAGCGGGAAUUAGAAGAGGGGCAGAAAAGCCGGAAGUGGGCGCCCGCAUUUGGUAAGCUACAAUGGGGGAGCACGUGAGGCAACGGCAACUUUUUGGCAUAAUUCAUCGAGGGGAGUAAGGCAGCGAGAAGGUUUUGUUUGCGCCGGGAUGGCCGAGUUUCCCCAAAUUGAGGCUGUAGGAAUUGCAAUGAGACGAUUCCCUCCGCAGUCAAUCAGUGCUUGAAUUGCUGGAUUAUGCGAGUCUCGACAAGCUUGUAGGAGCAGCCUGUUGAUACGAUGAUAAAGAAAGUAGCUCCGAGGAGCCAUUUAUGACAGGGUCGAGUGCAAAGAAGCCAAGGUAGGACUGGCUUCAAGUAGCAUCGAAGAGUAUUGACCGUUAAGGAGCCAAUCCUUUUUGGUCUGCACUACACCAAGUUGUCGGUAUAUCCACU
This is a messenger RNA of Klebsormidium nitens, 1523 nucleotides long. Lineage: Eukaryota; Viridiplantae; Streptophyta; Klebsormidiophyceae; Klebsormidiales; Klebsormidiaceae. The record is from the annotation of a GenBank genome assembly.